AUGGUGCCCGGGCGGGCGGACCGGCUGCGGUUCCUGCGCCGCAUCAACGUCCGCUGGGACGCCUCCGACGAUGAGCUGGACAACGACAACAGCUCGGCGCGGCUCUUCGAGCGCUCCCGCAUCAAAGCUCUGGCAGACGAGCGGGAGGCCGUGCAGAAGAAAACCUUCACCAAGUGGGUGAAUUCGCACUUGGCUCGCGUCACCUGCCGCAUCUCGGACCUCUACAUGGACCUCCGGGACGGGCGGGUGCUCAUCAAGUUGCUGGAGGUGCUGUCAGGAGAGCUUCUGCCCAAGCCCACCAAGGGCCGGAUGAGGAUCCACUGCCUGGAGAACGUGGACAAGGCGCUGCAGUUCCUGAAGGAGCAGCGGGUGCACCUGGAGAACAUGGGCUCCCACGACAUUGUGGAUGGCAACCACCGCCUCGUCCUCGGCCUCAUCUGGACCAUCAUCCUCCGCUUCCAGAUCCAGGACAUCAUCGUGCAGACGCAGGAGGGCCGGGAAACGCGCUCCGCCAGGGACGCGCUGCUGCUCUGGUGCCAGAUGAAGACAGCGGGGUACCCCCACGUGAACGUCACCAACUUCACCUCGAGCUGGAAGGAUGGACUGGCCUUCAACGCCCUCAUCCACAGGCACAGGCCUGAGCUGGUUGACUUCCAAAACCUCACCAAAUCCAAUGCCCGGCACAACCUGGAGCACGCAUUCAGCGUGGCGGAGCGGCACCUGGGCAUCACCCCACUCCUCGACCCUGAAGAUGUGUUCACGGAGAACCCUGACGAGAAGUCCAUCAUCACCUACGUGGUGGCCUUCUACCACUACUUCUCCAAGAUGAAGGUGCUGGAGGUGGAGGGCAGGCGUCUGGGCAAGGUCAUCGAGCACGCCAAGGAGACGGAGCGGAUGAUCGAGGGCUACGGGGGGCUGGCCUCCGACCUGCUCACCUGGAUUGAGCAGACCAUCGCCUCCCUCAACAGCCGCAGCUUCGCCAACUCACUGGCCGGGGUGCAGCACCAGCUGCAAGCCUUCAGCACCUACCGCACCGUGGAGAAGCCCCCCAAGUUUCAGGAGAAGGGGAACCUGGAGGUGCUGCUCUUCACCAUCCAGUCGCGGAUGCGAGCCAACAACCAGCGUGUCUACACCCCGCACGAGGGCCGCCUGGUCUCCGACAUCAACCGGGCCUGGGAGCAGCUGGAGAAAGCAGAGCACGAGCGGGAGCUGGCGCUGCGCAACGAGCUCAUCCGGCAGGAGAAGCUGGAGCAGCUGGCACGGCGCUUCGACCGCAAAGCGGCCAUGCGGGAGGCCUGGCUGAGCGAGAACCAGCGCCUGGUGGCCCAGGACAACUUUGGCCAGGACCUGCCAGCGGUGGAAGCAGCCAAGAAGAAACAUGAGGCCAUCGAGACGGACACGGCCGCCUACAAGGAGCGGGUGCAGGCCAUCGAGGCGGUGGCAAAGGAGCUGGAGGCGGAGGGCUACCAUGACAUCCAGCGCAUCAAUGGGCGCAAGGACAACAUCCUGCGGCUCUGGGAGCAGCUCCUGGAGCUGCUGGCCGCCCGGCGCCAGCGCCUGGAGAUGAACCUCGCCCUGCAGCACCUCUUCCAGGAGAUGCUCCAUAGCAUCGACUGGAUGGAUGAGGUCAAGGUUCAGUUGGCAUCGCCCGAAUCUGGGAAGCACCUUCUGGAAGCGGAAGAGCUGCUGCAGACCCACCAGCUGCUGGAGCCCGAUGGCUUGCUGGCCAGUGGGCAUCCCCGCAGCCCCCAGGUCCGGCAGUGCCGGGAGCAGCUCAAUGAGAGGUGGGACCAGUUCAGGGAGCUGGUGGCCAAGCGUCGCCAGGCGGUGGGCUCGGCUCUGCGCCUCCUCAACUACCGUCUGGAGUGUGAGGAGACCCGGCAAUGGCUGCAGAGCAAAGCCCAGCUGGGCAAGGCCACCGCCGAGCUGGGGCGGGAUCUGGCCGGCGUCCUGGCCACCCAACGCAAGCUCUAUGGCAUCGAGCGGGACCUGGCGGUUGCCAAAGACCGCUUGGCUGCCCUGCGUUCCCAGGCUGACCGCCUGGCCGAGGAACGGCCCGCGGUCCUGCGCGGCGUGGAGGUGGGCUGGGCCGCUCUAGGCAAGAUGGCAGAGACCCGGCAUCGCUUCCUCGCCCAGUGUCGCGGCUUCCAGGAGUUCCUCCGCGAUGCCAAGCAGGCAGAGAUCCUCCUCACCAACCAGGAGUACACGUUGGCACACCUGGAGCUGCCCACCACGCUGGAGGGCUCGGCUGCCGCCCUGCGCCGCUUCCAGGACUUCCGCGCCGGCAUGGAGAGUAACGCCGAGAAGGUCCCCGAGGCAGUGGCCGGUGGCACCAAGCUGGUGGCUGAGGGGAACAUCUUUGCCGAGAAGAUCACCGAGAAGUGCCAGGCCCUCCAGGAGCGGCACGGGGCCGUCACAGCGAAGGCGGAGGAGGCGGCAGGUUUGCUGGAGGACAACCACGAGCUGCAGACCUUCCUGCAGAGCUGCCGAGAGCUUGACGCCUGGGUGGAUGAGAAGAUGCUGAUGGUACAGGACACCUCCUACGGCGAAGCCCGCGGCCUCCACAGCAAGUGGCAGAAGCACCAGGCAUUCAUGGCUGAGCUGGCGUCCAACCAGGGCUGGCUGGAGAAGAUUGAGACGGAGGGGAAGGAGCUGGUGAGCCGCAAGCCGCAGUACGGCGAGGUGGUGAUGCGACGGCUGGACGAGCUGCGCCGGCGGGGGGAUGGGGUGCGCGGGGCCGCCGAGGAGAAGGGCCGGCAGCUCUUUGAGGCCAACCGCUCGGCGCUCUACGCCCGGAGCUACGAGGAGCUGGAGAGCUGGCUGGGGAGGGCGAAGGAGGAGCUACGCGCUGCCGAGCAGGCCAAGGACCUCGCCUCCACCAACCUGCUGCUGAAGAGGUUGACGAGGUUGGAAGAGCAAGUGGGAGCACGGAUGAAGGAGCUGGAGGAGCUGGAGUGGCAGGGGACCCCCCCUGCCGGGGCUGUGCCAGAUGCUGAUGGCCACGAGCAGAGGCUCCGGCAGCGAUUCCUUGACCUGCUGGAGCCACUGGAGAGGAGGAGGAAGGAGCUGGAGACCACCAAGGCCAUUUACCAGCUCGGACGGGAUCUGGAGGACGAGAUGUUGUGGGUGGAGGAGCGGCUGCCCCUGGCGGCCGCCCGGCACCGGCGCCUACGGGAGGCCGGUGAGGCACAGCAGUACUACCUGGACGCCGGCGAGGCCGAAGCCUGGGUCAGCGAGCAGGAGCUCUUCAUGGGAGCUGAGGAGAAGCCAAAGGACGAGGAGAGCUGUUUGGUGAUGCUGAAGAGACACGUGCGGCAGCAGCGGUCCAUCGAGGACUAUGGCCAAACCAUCAAGGAGCUAGCGGGGAGGGCUCAGCAGCUGCUCUCCGCCGGCCACCCUGAGGGGGAGCAGAUCAUCCGGCUGCAGGGCCAGGUGGACAAGCACUACGCCGGGCUGAAGGAGGCGGCCGAGGAGCGCCGCCGGCGCCUGGAGAACAUGUCCCACCUCUUCCAGCUGAAGCGGGAGGUGGAGGACCUGGAGCAGUGGAUCGCCGAGCGCGACGUGGUCGCCUCCUCCCAGGAGAUGGGGCAGGACCUGGACCACGUCACGCUCCUGCGGGAGAAGUUUCGGGAGUUUGCGCGGGAGACGGGCAGCGUGGGGCAGGAACGCGUGGACCGGGUGAACCUGACAAUUGAGGACCUCAUUGAUGCGGGGCACAUGGAGGCGGCCACCAUGGCCGAGUGGAAGGACGGGCUGAACGAGAGCUGGGCCGACCUCCUGGAGCUGAUCGACACCCGCAUGCAGCUCCUCGCCGCCUCUUACGACCUGCACAAGUACUUCUACGAUGGCGCCGAGCUGCUGGCCCUCAUCGCCGCCCGGCGCCAGGAGCUGCCCCAGGACCUGGGCGAGGACGCCGGCACGGUGGAGGCUUUCCACCGCAUGCACAGCGACUUCGAGCGCGACCUCCAGCUGCUGGAGGCGCAGGUGCAGCAGUUUCGGGAGACGGCGGCGCGCCUGCAGACCGCCUACGCCGGGGAGAAGGCGGCCGGCAUCCAGGAGCAGGAGCAGGAGGUGGCACGAGCCCUGCGGGCGCUGCUGGAAGCAUGCAGCGGGCGCCGGGCCCGGCUGGUGGACACGGCCGACAAGCAUCGUUUCUUCAGCAUGGCGCGGGACCUGCUCUCCUGGAUGGAGAGCACCGUCCGGCAGAUCGAGACGCAGGAGAAACCCAGGGAUGUCUCCUCGGUGGAGCUGCUCAUGAAGUACCACCAGGGCAUCAGGGCUGAGGUGGACGCCCGGAGCAAGAACUUCACCACCUGCAUUGAGCUGGGCAAGAAGCUGCUGCAGCGCAAGCACCAGGACUCGCCCGAGAUCAAAGUGAAGCUGGUGGAGCUGGUGGAGAAGAGGAAGGCCAUGAUGGAGACGUGGGAGCAGCGCUGGGAGAGGCUGCGGCUGUUGCUGGAGGUGUGCCAGUUCUCCCGGGAUGCUUCGGUGGCCGAGUCGUGGCUCAUAGCGCAGGAGCCCUACCUGGCCAGCAGUGACUACGGGCAGACGGUGGACGCGGUGGAGAAGCUGCUGAAGCGGCACGAAGCUUUCGAGAAGUCCUCGGCCACCUGGGAGGAGCGCAUCGCCGCCCUGAGGAAGCUGACGACGCUGGAGCUCCUGGGGGGGCGGAUGCUGCAUGAGGGGCUGACACGGGAUGGGGUGAUGCGGUCCGAGGCUCCCGACUGCCGCUUGGAUCUGGACGGGGAGCUGGAGGAUGGGUCCGAGGAGGAGGAGGAUGAGGAGAAGAGGAAGGACACGAGCCGGCAGGGCACCUCCUCGCCCACGACCGACGGACCAGAGCCGAAGAAGCACGUCUUCAAACUCAGGCUCAGCAAUGGCAGCGAGUGGCUCUUCCAUGGCAAGGAUGAGUGCCCAAGGGGACACAAGGUGGCUGGUGAUGCCCAGGGGACAUCAGGGUGGCCAGAGAUGUCUAGGGAGAGAGAGGGUGGCUGGUGGUUCCCAGGAGACACAAGGGACACCA
This is a messenger RNA of Charadrius vociferus (killdeer), 5023 nucleotides long. RefSeq names its product spectrin, beta, erythrocytic (gene SPTB). Gene Ontology annotation, cellular component: cell junction; plasma membrane; cell projection. Gene Ontology annotation, biological process: actin cytoskeleton organization. The annotation marks the transcript as partial. Gene Ontology annotation, molecular function: actin filament binding. The record is from RefSeq and is a predicted model, not a curated record. Lineage: Eukaryota; Metazoa; Chordata; Aves; Charadriiformes; Charadriidae. The transcript is spliced from 35 exons.